AUGAAACUGGGUGGGACUGUUCAUCUGCUGAAGAGUAGGAAGGCCAUACAGAGGGAUCUGAACUGGCUGGAUCGUUGGGCUGAGGCCAAUUCUAUGAAGUUUAACAAUGCCAAGUGCUGGGUCCUGCACUUGGGUCACAACAACCCCAGGCAGUGCUACAGGCUCAGGGAAGAACGGCUGGAAAGCUGUCUGGCAGAAAAGGAUCUGGGGGUGUUGAUUGACAGCCAGCUAAAUAUGACCCAGCAGUGUGUCCAGGUGGCCAAAAAGGCCAACAGCAUCCUGGCUUGUAUCAGGAAUAGCAUGGCCAAGCAGGACCAGGGAAGUGAUUGUGCCACUGUACUCGGCCCUGGUGAGGCCCCACCUUGAAUGCUGUGCUCAGUUUUGGGCCCUCACUACAGGAAAGACACUGAGGUGCUGGAGCAAGUCCAGAGGAGGGUGACAAAGCUGGUGAGAGGCCUGGAGCACAAGUCCGAUGAGGAACGGCUGAGGAAACUGGGGCUGUUAAGCCUGGAGAAAAGGAGGCUGAGGGGAGACCUUAUCGCUGUCUACAACUACCUGAAAGGAGGUUGUAGCAUGGAGGGUGUUGGUCUCUUCUCACAAGUAGCAAGUGAUACGACAAAAGAAAAUGGCUUCAAGUUGCGCCAGGGGAGGUUUAGAUCAGAUAUUAGGAAAAAAUUCUUCACAGAAAGGGUUGUCAAGCAUUGGAACAGGCUGCCCAGGAAAGUGGUGGAGUCACCAUCCCUGGAUGUGUUUAAAAGGUGUUUAGAUGAGGUUCUUAGGGACACAGUUUAG
This is a messenger RNA of Columba livia (rock pigeon), 792 nucleotides long. RefSeq lists its product as uncharacterized. The record is from RefSeq and is a predicted model, not a curated record. Lineage: Eukaryota; Metazoa; Chordata; Aves; Columbiformes; Columbidae.